CGUCUCUUGAGUUGUCUUCGCCAGUAAGCUACAUUUUAUUUCUAGCCUUUUAAAUUCGUCUUUGUAAAAGAUAUCUUGAUGUUUCAUAGCAUUGUAGAAUAUUAUGCCGAUAGCCAGGACAGAUGUGGCUACUGCAAAAGUCCCAAUACGCAUUUCAGCCAUGGUAUGUGGGCACAUUCCAUGACUGUGAGCGACUAUCAAGAUCUCAUCGAUAGAGGCUGGCGGAGAUGUGGAAAAUAUUGUUACAAGCCGACUAUGGAUGUUACUUGCUGCCCUAUGUACACUAUAAGGUGUAGAGCGUUAGAAUUUAAAGCUACAAAGUCUCAGAAGAAGGUAUUGAAGCGUUUCAAUAAAUAUUUAGUGGGACAAGAUGCAAAUGAGAAAUCUGAGAUGACCGGGGAUGGCAACAGGAAGAUGUCUACUUGCAGUAGUGAGGCUGACAUGGCAGAGGGGGUGGAACAAUUCCUGGAGAGUACAAAUGUGCCACAGAAAAUUGACAUUAGCAACAUUGUGAAGGCAGAUGGAGAAGAUGCUAUAGAGCAAUCUAAAGACGAACCAAAAGUACAAAUAGAAUCUGUUUCCAAGCCAGUAAGCAAUCCAUUAGAUAAAAGUAAGCCAAAAGAAAUGAAAAAAGGUGAAGGCUUUGACCCAGCUAAAGCUCCGAGUAAAAAAGCAAAGCAAUUGAGAUUGGAGAGGAAAAUGGAGAAACUUAAGGAAAAAGGGAUUGAUAUUAACUCUUUGUCCAAUACAAACAAAAAUAAGGAAAAAGAAGUGGAGGACUUUAUAAAUGAAUUACCCGAUGAUGUCAAACACAAAUUAGAGAUAAAAUUAGUGCGAACUGCACCUCCGAGCCCUGAAUGGGAGGCAACUAUGAAAGAGACUUGUGAAGUUUAUGCCAAGUAUCAGACAAUCAUACAUAAUGACAAACCUGAAAAAUGUACACCAACAAAGUUCCAUGACUUUUUAGUGCAGAGCCCAUUGCUGGAAGAACAUAGCGAAUCUGCCCCCCCAUGUGGCUAUGGCUCUUUCCAUCAACAGUAUUGGCUUGACGGAAAGCUCAUAGCCGUCGGUGUUAUAGACAUACUACCCAAGUGUGUCUCAUCAGUUUAUUUCUUCUAUGACCCAGCAUAUACACAUCUUACACUGGGCACUUAUGGAGCUUUAAGGGAGAUAGCAUUCACUAGACAGCUGCAAUCAGUCAGUCCCGCGCUAAAGUAUUACUACAUGGGCUACUACAUCCACUCCUGCAAGAAGAUGAGAUACAAGGGCAACUUCUAUCCUUCGGAUCUAGCGUGCCCUGAGACUUAUAAAUGGUUCGCAUUAAAGGACUGUAUUCCUAAGCUCGAAGUAACGCCAUAUUCUAGACUAGACCCGGACAUUGAUAGUGUUGACGAUAAUCAUCCGAAAGAUGACGAUAUUAAUUAUGUACCCGUCUUGGCCAAAGGUGUUGUAAUGCCAUAUAAGACUUAUAAGAGGAAAACUAAGAAGGGUAACUUUGAAGAGCAGUUGCUGCAGUAUUCACAAUUAGUUGGAGUGGUUUGUGCCAAGCGGAUGAUAAUAGUAAGUCAAUAAUGUAGUUACUAUAGAAAAUGUUGUUCUUUCUAGUUUAAUUCCCGCCCUCAAUGUAAAAUCUGUUUGUUCUUUGUACUUAAAUAGUGUUUUGUGAUGGAAUAGUAUUUAGUGUAAACUACCUUCGCCAUUUACUAGUAUUUUACGGAUUGUACCUGGGUGACGCAUUUAUCGACGCCGCAUCAGCAUAAUAAGCAGGCUGCGUAGCCAACACGGUACGUUGGCUAAGGACCCAGGUGACGUUUUAUACCGUCAGACUAAAUGACUUACGGUGCACCAGACGAGCUGAAAUUAUCAUGUCUGAUGAACGUCUCUCUGCGGUUUACUAUGAAACUUUACAUAAGUACAACGACAUUUAGCGAACGCUUUACCUUUGAGAGACGGUUUGGUGCAACCUACCCUUGGCCGAUUUGACAUUUACAAAUGCGGUGACACUUACGGGCCAAUUCGAACCAUGCUUAUAAUAUAAGAUAUCACAGCGAUACAGUACCGAUCUCUCAGUGUCAAAAGUGACGUUUUUGGUUGAAGAAAUGUCAAUUUUGACACUGACUGAUCGGUAUCGUAUCGCUGUCAUAUAAGCAUGCUUUGAAUUGGGCCGUUAUUCAUCCGAAUAAAGGUCUAUACGAGUAUAUGGGUCUAUAGUUGCUCAACAUACAAAUACUUCAUGAAUAUCAAUUUUCAUAAAAGUUCUAAUAAUAUACGUCCGAUAUUGAUUUAAUUAUGUCUAACUAGUCAUAAUCAAUAAGUUUAAUUCAAGUUAUCUGAUACUAAUGUUAUUCAAUGUAUGUACACCAAAAUAAAAAGCAAAUAAUUACAUACAGUCACACAGCGAAUAUUAUUAAAAAAAACAUCUUCGUCGAGUCAACCUUUGGUAGAAAGGUUGGAACGCAGCCAAAUCAUUUGUGGUGGUUUCAAGUAAACGGGGACAUACUGUCGGUAGGUACUUAGUCAAUAUUGCGGUAAUUAAUAAUAAACUUAUCGUCAACCGACACUGUGGUAACUUUUGCCUGAAAACGCCGCAUGUAUGUUUAAGCAAGUCUGCAUACAUAAGUCUUUGUUAGGAAUACCUAACUCAAAAUUAUAUUAUGCGCAGUAGGAGUACCUACGAAUCUUUAAUCUAUUAUAUAAUAUCCGAAAAAAAGACAUGCUUUAUUGAUGUUCAUUUACAAACCUGUCUUUUUCAUUUGUGACGUCCCACGGCAAAAGGUACCUUAUGGCGGCUGGCGCUUACGUCGCUUAGCGCCGCAAUAAUAUUGGAGCGGCGUUAAUAAUAGCGUAAGCGCCAACCGCCAUAAGGUACCUUUACCCGUGG
Messenger RNA from Cydia splendana, 2881 nucleotides. It is a transcript of the gene Ate1, whose product is annotated as arginyl-tRNA--protein transferase 1. The transcript is spliced from 8 exons. Bases 79 to 1572 code for a protein of 497 amino acids. Gene Ontology annotation, molecular function: arginyl-tRNA--protein transferase activity. Gene Ontology annotation, biological process: protein arginylation. The record is from RefSeq and is a predicted model, not a curated record. Lineage: Eukaryota; Metazoa; Arthropoda; Insecta; Lepidoptera; Tortricidae. Gene Ontology annotation, cellular component: cytoplasm.